AUGGCAAAGAAGGAAACGUUUCGUGAACGACAAGAAAACGAGCUAGAAGUGAUAAAGUCCAUUUUUCACGAUGAAGUUGAAGAUUUGCGACCGAGGAAUGGGAAGUGGAAACCCUUGGAGCUACGAUUGCAUCUUACGCCUCAGAGAGGAUCUGCUAAGGAAGCAUACGUGAAGGCGGACCUCUACAUCAGCUGCUCGGCAAAGUAUCCAAAGUGCUCACCGAAGCUGGAGCUAAAGAAUGCCGUCGGACUGUCCGACAGUUUGGUACGCGAGUUUACCGAGAAGCUUCAGCAGCUAGCCGAUGACUUGAAAGGGGAAGUGAUGAUUUUUGAGCUGGCCAACAACGUACAAGCCUUCCUGCAUCAGCACAAUGUACCACCGAAGGGUAGCUUCUACGAUGAAAUGCUGGCCAAUCAGCAGAAACAAGCGCUGGCCCGGCAAAACACGCUGCAGGCCGAGGAAAACCUCAAGCGGCAAGCAAUGCAGGACGAGCUGCAGCGACGUAAGAAGGAGCUCGAGCGCACUAGGAGGGAAUCGCGCCAGAGCCUGAACGAGUCGAGCCCCAUGCACCGAUUGCACUCAACCUCUUCGACGGAGAACAGUGACGGUGCGUUCUGUUUCGACCAUCGGCGCAGCGAGUUGCUUUACUUUCGGGACGGUCGGAAAGUUCUUCGGGGCUCUUGUUUGGGACACUCUCAACGUGGAUGCAUCGCGUAUGCUGGAAUUGAUCAACAAACCGGCGAGCUGGUAUAUCUUACGGAGUGGACGCUGUGCUACGAUGGUGAACCGAUGGCUGAAGCCAGAACCAUCCGUGGUAGACCGGUGGAAACAGUUGUGGGAGAUAUGGAGCGAAUGUUGGAAAGUUUAAUCCCUCUGAAGCAUAAGCAUUUGAUCGCGUACGAAGGCAUCCUGUGUAGGAUGGGCAAGGAAGCGUUGACACUGUUUGUGGUGCAGGAAUUUAUUCUCGGAACGAGCUUAUUCAGUAUUUCCGGUUCUCUCGGUUGGAGUGUCGAGGGUGCUAGCAUGGUGGCGAAAGGAACGCUGGAAGCAUUGAUCUACCUCCACAACAAUGGUGUAUCGCACGACAAUCUGUCCGAUUCGACCGUAUUUAUGGAUAAUGCUGGAAUGGUGCGUGUUGCUGACUUUCGUUUGAUACCUUACAUUCAGGAGUUGGAAGAUGGCCAACAUUUGCUGCAUCAAUCGCUUCGUACCUCAGAUUUGCCAGCUCUGGGUGGGGUAAUCGAAGCGCUUCUUGCACCUCACUCGGAGAUGAAAGAUUUCGUCGAAAGAUGUAAAUCGGAGCGAACCAUCUCGGCCACCGAAUUACUUGAUCAUCCAUUUUUAAGGCCAACUCUAAUGCACACGGAUCCUACAGCGGCUGUGGGUCAUCAGCAGCUCUCGGUGGCAGUGCAGAAAACUCAACACGGCCCAACGGUUGGUCAGCGUUCGGAAAACGGCCAACAACAUCUCGUACCGUACAUGCCACUCGUAAUGAAUGGUUCCGGAACCGGGCACGAAAAGUCACGCAUUCAGACAGAGUUCGAACUGCUUUCUUAUCUCGGAAAGGGAGCAUACGGCGACGUGCUGAAGGUGCGUAACAAGCUGGACAAUCGUGAAUAUGCGAUCAAGCGCAUACGAUUACCGGCUCGAAGUAAACAGUUCUACAAGAAAAUGAUCCGCGAGGUGGAACUCCUGUCGCGACUGAAUCACGAAAAUGUCGUCCGGUACUACAACAGCUGGAUGGAGGCAACAAGCGCCUCCGAAAUAACGGUCACCGAUACGGAAGGAGAAAUGGCCGGAAUGCUGAGCAGUUGCGAGUGGUCUGUUGCAACUGGACCAAAGAGAAGAGCUUCGCGCGUCCGCCGAAGCGCCACAGGUGCUGACGUGGUGAAGAAAGCUAUCAGCGAUAAGAAUAUCGAUUGCUUCGUAGACUUCAUGCCUAACGACUCGAGCAGCGAUGAUGAUGAUGAUGAUGACGACGAUACAAAUGAUCUCGAUGAAGAUAGCAGCAGCAGCAGCAGCAGCAGUACUGCUGAUGAGAGUAGCGAUUCCACCGACGAUCACCGUAAAUUGGACGAUCAAAGCGUUGACGACAGUUCGGGAGGGAUAGAAUUCGUAGGAUCAAACGGUGAGGCACCUUCGUACAAUAGUUAUGGAGAAGAUUUGGUGGAACAGAGCGGUAUUGGUGAAGGCAAAAAGCUGCCAGCCGUUACGACACACAAUCUGCCCGAGGUACUGUACAUGUACAUCCAGAUGGAGUUUUGCGAGAAGAGCACGCUACGAACGGCGAUCGAUGGUGACCUGUACCAGGAUAUUGAUCGCGUCUGGCGCCUGUUCCGAGAAAUCGUGGAAGGUUUAAGCCACAUCCAUCAGCAGGGAAUGAUCCAUCGGGAUCUGAAACCGGUCAACAUUUUCCUCGAUUCGCGGGAUCAGGUAAAGAUUGGCGAUUUUGGUCUUGCGACAACCAGCAUUCUGGCCCUUCAGAAUCAAGGCCAUCAAAACGCACCGUCUACGCAAAUCGAUACACUACCGGGAAAGUCCUCUGACAUUGGUUACUCGCUAACGGGCAAGGUUGGCACUGCCUUGUACGUGGCACCAGAACUAACAGGCAACGCGUCUCGCUCUACGUACAACCAAAAGGUCGACCUAUAUUCGCUCGGUAUUAUAUUGUUCGAAAUGAGCUCUGCACCACUAAACACCGGGAUGGAGCGCGUUAAAACGUUGAUGGACCUUCGGUCGGAGUUGAUUAGAUUGCCGGAAACGCUUCUCUCCGAUGCGCGCUACAGUCGAUUGGUGCAGGUGAUCCGCUGGCUGUUGAGUCACGAUCCCCAAAAGCGUCCCACCGCGGAGGAACUGCUCUGUUCCGAGCUUGUUCCACGUACACGUCUCGAAGCCGAGGAAAUACAGGAUGUGGUGAGACACAUUCUAUCGAAUCCUCAAUCACGGCACUACAAACAUCUGAUAGCGCGCUGCUUUGCGCAGGAAAGUGAUCCGGUCUGUGAGUUAAGCUACCACUUCGACAUGGUACCGAUGGUACCGGUACUACCCCGUUUCGAUUACGUGAAAGCGAAGCUGGUCGCUCUCUUCCGGAAGCAUGGAGCGAUUGAGAUCGUUACGCCACUGCUAACGCCAUAUACGAAACAGCACGCUGCCCGGUCGAACACGGUCAAGCUAAUGACACACUCCGGUAGCGUGGUGACCUUACCGGACGAUCUGAGGGUACCGUUCUUGCGGUACAUCGCGCUAAACGGUAUCAAAAACAUUCGCCGCUAUUCGAUCGGGCGUGUGUAUCGCGAGAAAAAGGUAUUCAACUUUCACCCGAAGCAGCUGUACGAGUGUGCAUUCGAUAUUGUGACUCCUAGCAGGGGACAUCUCAUCACCGAUGCGGAACUGCUAGCAAUUGCGACGGAUGUGAUGCGGGAGCUAGAUUUGCUUCAAGGGCGAAACGUGUUCUUCCGCCUCAACCACAUCGGACUGUUGCGGGCGAUACUCAUACACUGCAAUGUGCCACCGGACAAAUAUCGCGAACUGUUCGAACUUGUGGCCGAAUAUCUCGAUGAAAAAAUCUCGAAAUUUCAAUGUUCGUCGCAGAUAAGCGCUUUGCUGGUAGGUGCCACAGCGAAGGUAAACGUGAACUAUCUGUGUGAAGCGCUGCAACUAGAGCUAUCGUCCGUUGAACUGCUUGGUGGCAGCAUCCUUAAGAGCAUUAUCCGUGGCAAGGGUGAGGCAGCCAGUCUGGCGAAGGUAGCCGUCCGUGAUCUCGAAACGGUGGUUGCUUCGGCACAGAACAUGGGCGUACAGUGUCCGCUGAACGUGUGCCCCGGGCUACCGGUGAAUUAUGAGCGCGCAAAGACCGGUGGCAUUGUUUGGCAGAUGCUCGGUGAGCUGAAGUCGAAACGUAAAAAUCCUCUCACAACGAUCGCGGUCGGUGGACGAUACGACGGCAAAAUGGCAGAGUUUCAAAAAUCCGGAAUAAACAACGGGCUUCAAGUACCGAAAGUGGAUCUAAGCGGUGCCGGGUUUUCCUUCCUGCUCGAUAAGCUUGUAAACGCUAUUGCCCCAACGGCCGGGUAUGAACCGAUCGAGGUGCUGAUUUGUGUGACCGGAUCUCGACCGCAGCUCAAAGAGGUCGCCCAGAUUUUGAGACCGCUCUGGUCGAACGGUAUCAAAACGUGCGUGAUGGAAACGAGUGCUGGUGCGGUGGAUGAUCUGGGCAAGGAGGCCGGGGCCAAUGUGGUCAUACUGCUAGGAGAUGGCGGAGAACUACGUGUGCGCUCAUGGAACCAUGAUCGCUUUCAAGAACGGCAUGUCACCCGUCCCGAUUUAAUGGCAUACAUUCUGCGUACGUUCCGCCGAUCGGAUGUGAGCACGGGCGAAAUUUCUCAAUCGCUUCAAACCACCUCCCUCGGUGGAUCUUUAACGUCCGCAUCCUUUUCCUAUUCAUCGUCGUUUACGGCCACCUCGACGUCCGCCUCGAUGAGGCUCAGUUCAGCUGGGUCGACCGCGGCCAAUCAACAGCAAACGAUCAACAACUCUCCAGCACUCAACCUCGUGUUUCUGACCAGUGAGAAGGUCAAUACGAGCAAAAAGCGCCGCUACGAGCAUCAAGUUGAGCAUAAGCUAUCUCCCGUGCUGUCCAAGUUUCAUCGCAAGGAAAAGGUCACGCUCAUUAUGGUGGAUGUGCCAAGUGCUCCGCUUCGCGGGCUAGUUGGUUUGAUUGAUCCACUUGAGUGUGGAUCCCAGGAGGACGACGAUUUGGUGCCCGGGUCCACUACCGAUCGCGCAGAGCUGCAAAGCCUGUGCGAACGGUAUCCCAAGCACAAGCGGCAGCUGAUGGAAAUCUACAAUGAAAUAGUCGACCUUUUUGCCCAAAGCAAGGGAACGACACCAAUCGUCGGACUGUACAGUGUCAUCGAUUCAUUCUGCCGGUUAAUCCUGUGA
This is a messenger RNA of Anopheles marshallii, 4941 nucleotides long. It is a transcript of the gene Gcn2, whose product is annotated as eIF-2-alpha kinase GCN2. NCBI's taxonomy places the organism in Eukaryota, Metazoa, Arthropoda, Insecta, Diptera, Culicidae. Gene Ontology annotation, biological process: regulation of translational initiation by eIF2 alpha phosphorylation; DNA damage checkpoint signaling. Gene Ontology annotation, molecular function: protein binding; eukaryotic translation initiation factor 2alpha kinase activity; ATP binding. Bases 1 to 4941 code for a protein of 1646 amino acids. The transcript is spliced from 6 exons. Gene Ontology annotation, cellular component: cytosol. The record is from RefSeq and is a predicted model, not a curated record.